This is a messenger RNA of Mesocricetus auratus (golden hamster), 2550 nucleotides long. RefSeq names its product isopentenyl-diphosphate delta isomerase 1 (gene Idi1). The transcript has 5 exons. The record is from RefSeq and is a predicted model, not a curated record. NCBI's taxonomy places the organism in Eukaryota, Metazoa, Chordata, Mammalia, Rodentia, Cricetidae. Gene Ontology annotation, biological process: isopentenyl diphosphate biosynthetic process; isoprenoid biosynthetic process. Bases 48 to 899 code for a protein of 283 amino acids. Gene Ontology annotation, molecular function: isopentenyl-diphosphate delta-isomerase activity. Gene Ontology annotation, cellular component: cytoplasm.
CGCGGCCAAGGACGUCAGGCUUACUCUAGUGGCAAUUGGCUGAGAGCAUGUGGCGUGGAGGGGAGCUGGCGCGACUGAUUGGACAUGCUUUUAGGGGGCGUGGUCUGAAGGCGUGGCUUCCUGCGAAGAGCGUUGAAAUACGGCGCGUCUCAGGACCUCACCGGAUUUCUUGUUGGCAUCUCUGUGUUCUAGGUCAGACCAGACAUCCUGUUACAAUGCCUGAAAUAAAUACCAGCCAUCUCGAUGAACAACAGGUUCAACUUCUGGCAGAGAUGUGUAUUCUUAUUGAUGAAAAUGACAAUAAAAUUGGGGCUGACACCAAGAAAAAUUGUCACCUGAAUGAAAACAUUGACAAAGGAUUAUUACAUCGAGCUUUUAGUGUCUUCUUGUUUAAUACUGAAAAUAAGCUCCUGUUACAGCAGAGAUCAGAUGCUAAAAUUACCUUUCCAGGUUGUUUCACCAAUAGUUGCUGUAGUCAUCCAUUAAGUAAUCCAGGAGAGCUUGAAGAAAACGAUGCCAUUGGUGUAAAACGAGCUGCACGGAGGCGCUUAAAAGCUGAAUUGGGAAUACCCUUAGAAGAGGUUGAUCCAAAUGAAAUGCAUUAUCUAACACGAAUUUACUACAAAGCCCAAUCUGAUGGCAUCUGGGGUGAACAUGAAAUUGAUUAUAUUUUGUUUCUGAGGAAGAACGUAACCUUGAAUCCAGAUCCCAAUGAGAUUAAAAGCUAUUGCUAUGUAUCAAAAGAAGAACUCAAAGAACUUAUGAAGAAAGCAGCCAGUGGUGAAGUUAAGUUAACUCCGUGGUUUAAAAUUAUUGUAGACACUUUUCUCUUUAAAUGGUGGGAUAACUUAAACCAUUUGAGUCAGUUUGUUGAUCACGAGAAAAUACACAGAAUGUGAAUGUGUAAAUGAAUUGAAAUUUUUUUCUGCCUAGUAAGGAUGUCUUGUUGUUUUCUUCUGAGCUGGGCUUCCUUGUAUGAUACAUAGGUAUUUUACAACCAGAAUUUGUUUGGGAAAAACUUAAACUUUUAUAGUAUAUAUGCACUGAUAUUUAUAAAAGACAUUUAUGAGAGGUUAUUGCAAAAUCAUACCACAAAUAAAACUUAAUUUAGCCUAUCCAAAUACAUGACUAUGACAAGAUUGAAGAAGUAAGUAGGAUUCUUCAUUCUUUACAUUUUGACAAACAUCUUCAGAAUACUUUGCUAUUUGCCAAGUGUUCUUUAUAUCGUUAAGUUUUUUCAUUGGCCAGAAAAAUGAGCAAAAGAGACUGCUUAGCUACUUCAAAACAGCCCUAAUAGAUUAAAUGGUCAAGGCAGGGGAUACGCUCAGUGGUACCAUGAUUGCCUUGUAGGCAUGAUGAGGUCAUGGGUUGUUAAGUCCCUAGUCCUUAAAAUAACUAAAGCAAUAACAGUUAACAGGUAGAGCAGGGUCAAGGGAGAGUAUGUGGUAUCUAAUCGUCCCUCAUGCUUCAGGACCCACUUCAUAACCAGAACUCUGGAUGCUCAAGUCUUCUACAAGAUGAGAUUGCACAUCUUGUAUAAGACCUAUGCACAUCUUUCAUGUUGGAUUGCUUGUAGCACUGAAUACAGUGUAAAUGCUAAUGUAAAUGACUGUUAUACUGUGCUUUGUGGUAAGUAAAAGUCUGCAUAUUCAGUACACAUCAAAUAUUAAUAUGCAGUUGGUUUGAACCCUUGGGUAAUUGGCCCAAAGAUUUGAAAGGCCAGUCCUAUAUGCUAAUUUUUGUCAUUUUCCAUUGAUUUUGUGCUUUAACCAUUCUGAGAUUGUUUUACUACUUAACUAUUACUUUUAGUGGGAAUGGCAACUGCUUAACUCUUUUAAAUAGUUAUUUACCAUUUAGCAAAAUCUGUCCAUAAUUGUAGUGGAAGAGAUGUUAGUCAUAAGGUGGGAGUGAGUUCUUUACAAGAGUUGAGAAAACUUUUAGCACUACCAGGCCUAGGCCUGGAUAAUCUUGUAGGGGUCUGACCUGGGUUGGAUGUUUUAGUAGAAUUGUGUACCCUGUACACUCUAUCAUUUAGCACCCCUUUGCUAAGACAACAACAAAAUGUGGGUGGGCUGGGUUUUGAGGCAGGCUUUCUCUGUGUAGCCCUGGCUCUUCUAGAAUUUACUCUGUAGACUAGUCUAGCCUUGGGACUUAGGAUCCACCUGCCUCUGUCUUCCAAGUGCUUGGAUUAAAGGCACGCACCACCAUACCCAGCAACAACCCAAAUUUUAAUGGAUGAUACAAGUGUCCAAUAGGGGUAGAGAUACCUCUAGUCAAGAACCACUCACUGUUCUGUAGUCAGGGCUUACUUUAGAGGUGGAAACACGAGGAAAUAGUAGUGAGGGAGUUUAUAAUAAUAUGAUGAAUAGGUAUAUAAUGAGAUUUUGAUGUUAUAGAAUAGGCAUAUAUUGAGAUUGUGUCUUGAUUGAUGUACUUUUAAAAACUUGCUACAGGUGUGUCAACUUUGAAAUCUUCAGAUGGCUUUAGACUUAAGUGCUAUGUAAUAAUUUUCUUCUUAUAAAAAUUUUAUAAAUUUUAAUUUAUUGGUAA